AUGAAAGCUAACGCGACCCGCCUCGGCUUGGGCCUGCGAAGCAGGUGUGAAGGGGGGAAGGUGCUGUUAGAAAAGGCACUGGUGCAGAAUGACAUCCUCAUAGAGGUGCCGCAGGCCAUUGUCAAGGAGCGCCUCGUUGAGGUACCGACCGUCUGCACGCAGGAGGUUGUUCGGGCUGUGCCGAAGGUCGAGGUGCAUGAAAUCAUCAAAGAGGUGCCAAAGAUAGAGUACCAGGUUUCCGAGCGGAUAGUUGAAGUGCCGGAGGUCCGCUAUGUGGAGAGGAUCGUGGAGGUGCCGGAAGUGCACACUCAAGAGGUUGUAAGAACGAUCCCCAAGAUAGAGGUUCAAGAAGUUGUCAAGACUGUGCCGAAAGUUCAGGUGCAGGUUCAGGAGAGGAUCAUCGAGGUGCCAAAGGUUUGCACUGUGGAGAAGGUGGUCGAAGUGCCUCAGGUUCAGAUUCAGGAGGUCGUUCGAACAGUGCCUCGCCUGGAGGUUCAGGAAGUGAUCCGCGAGGUGCCAAAGGUGGAGGUUCGAACGGUUGAGAAACUGGUGGAGGUACCGCAGGUUGCACUGGUGGACAAGUUUGUAGAAGUGCCGCAGGUGCAGGUGCAGGAAGUAGUCCGGCACGUGCCGAAGUUGGAGGUGCAUGAGGUUGUUCGGGAAGUGCCCAAGAUUCACAUGGAGUACCGGGAGAGGAUUGUGGAGGUUCCCCAGGUGCACUUGCAGGAGCGACUGGUCGAAGUGCCGAAGGUUCAAGUCCAGGAGGUCGUGCGCACUGUUCCGAAGGUUGAAAUUCAGACUGUGGACCGCGUGGUCGAGGUGCCCCAGGUCCAGCUUGUUGAGAAGCUGGUGGAGGUGCCCAAAGUCCAGAUUCAAGAGCGGCUUCAUCACGUUCCGAAGAUCCACACGCAAGUCGUCGAGAAGCUGGUUGAAGUACCUCAGGUGCAGUUCGUCGACAAGAUUGUUGAGGUGCCGCAGGUGCAAGUCCAGGAAGUGGUGAGGCAUGUGCCAAAGAUCGAGACACAGGAGAUUGUCCGCACAGUGCCGAAGAUCGAAGUCAGAACAGUGGAGAAGAUCGUGGAGGUCCCACAAGUUCAGUACGUCGAGAAGAUCGUGGAAGUGCCGGAAGUGCGCAUCCAGGAGGUAGUGCGGCACGUUCCGAAGAUUGAAGUGCAAGAAAUUGUGAGGCAUGUCCCGAAGAUAGAGGUGAAGUUCGAAGAGCGCAUCGUCGAGCACCCACAAGUCCAUCAAGUAGAGAAGAUCGUGGAAGUGCCACAAACGGUGGUUCAAACAGUGGACAGACAUGUUCCCAAGAUCCACGUGCAAGAGAUAGUGAAGCACGUUCCCAAGAUCGACGUUCGAGUGGAGGAGCGAAUUAUCGAAGUUCCGCAGAUACAGCACGUGGAGAAGGUGGUGGAGGUGCCGCAGACCGUAGUGCAGGUCGUGGAGCGACACGUGCCAAAGGUUCACGUGCAAGAGAUUGUGAAGCAUGUUCCGAAGAUAGACGUGCAGAUCCAGGAGAAAGUAAUCGAAGUUCCUCAAGUGCAGGUCGUCGAGAAGAUCAUCGAGGUCCCACAGACACAGGUCCACGAGGUCGUCAAGCACGUGCCCAAGCUCCAUGUCCAGGAAGUGGUCCGACAUGUUCCAAAGGUUGACGUGCAGGUCCGGGAGCGAAUCGUCGAGGCAUGCAUCGGCCGCGGGCGGAUGUUUGUGGAUGCGAGCACUAUGUCGUGGCUGCACAGACAGGAUCGCUUCUUGUGGAGUGGGAGGUUUCAUCAUGCUGCCAAGGUUCCCAAAGUACAGGUGCAGGAGUUGCGUGCCAUCGAAUGCCGCACCUGCGGAGUCAUGUCGUGUUCCGUGCAGUACGGAAGUGAGAACUUCCGGGACGCUCUGCAGUACGUUGUACACCAUCAAGAUGACAGGUGA
This is a messenger RNA of Symbiodinium natans, 1926 nucleotides long. The record is from the annotation of a GenBank genome assembly. NCBI's taxonomy places the organism in Eukaryota, Dinophyceae, Suessiales, Symbiodiniaceae.